Heterobasidion irregulare TC 32-1 is the source of this 339-nucleotide messenger RNA. RefSeq lists its product as uncharacterized. The record is from RefSeq and is a predicted model, not a curated record. Bases 1 to 339 code for a protein of 112 amino acids. Lineage: Eukaryota; Fungi; Basidiomycota; Agaricomycetes; Russulales; Bondarzewiaceae. Gene Ontology annotation, cellular component: mitochondrial small ribosomal subunit; mitochondrion. The transcript is spliced from 2 exons. Gene Ontology annotation, molecular function: structural constituent of ribosome. Gene Ontology annotation, biological process: mitochondrial translation.
AUGUCGCAAACAGCCGCCAUUUCAAAGGCCCUCCAGCGCCUGCUCCCGUCUAAGCUUCCGUCCAGUCUUUCAUCACGGCCAGGGAACCUUUUCCAGGUGCUCUCACGGUAUCCGAAUGACGGGGUGGGCCAGAAAGUUCAUCAGACACGGUGGGGGCCAAAGGGAAUUGCUGGCAGCUAUUGGCAGGUGACGAGGGCUUCACUCAAGCAAGAGGGCUCGCACGGCAAAGCAUGGGGGAAGCUGAUAUGGCGAGGCAAGGCAGUCAGUAAACGGGAGGAACGAAUACGGGGAGCUUUGAAGUAUUCGUGGAUGCAGGGAACCUCACAUACACCACCGUGA